CAACAUAACGGAGUCUAAUCCUUGUCUCUGUUUGGGCGAGUGCGGGGCGCAAUUGAAAUCGUUCAGAAUGUUUGGUUGUAUUUAUCAAUUAUGGGAUUGGUUAGAAGCGCCCCCGCUGUUUUCAGCGGCCACCAUGGACGCCAAGAAAUUGCAACAAUUACAACAAUCACAAAAUGUCCAAAAGAAAAUACCAUUGGCCUAUCAGACUAACAUUGCCGACUAUCGUACCGCCACCCAUUCACCAGUCUUCCAACAGCAGCAGCAUCAUCAACAACAGCAUCACCAUCAGCAACAACAUGGCGGUGGCGGCUAUCACAUGUCCAAUAGUCAUAUGAAUAGUGGUGGCGGUGGUGGUGCCGGUCAUUAUCAACAAAGUCCCACGACGACAUCAUCGAGUGGUCCACUCUCACCCAUUGACAUCCAGCCACAGGCUAGCAAAUUACUGCUGAAACAUCAAUUACAAAAUUCCGGCAGCGGUGGUAGUUCCAUACAAAGUUCACCCUAUCAUCAGGCCUCAAUAUCAUCGGGUUAUCCUACCAGUAGUGGUGGUGGUACCGAUCAGCUCUAUCAAUCGCCACCGGAGCGUACAUAUAUGCAGGCGGCAGGUCGUUUGGGUUCCAGCAAUGCUACGUCUAUGGCCCUGCAGCAGCAAUAUCAACAGAUGCAACAGGCUAAGUUGCAGGCCCAAAUAGCUUCGCAAAAUGAGGCCAUACAACAGCAACAACAGAGGAAUUUUGCCAUGCGUCAAGCUAUGAAUUCAGCUGUGCCACAAGGUCAUUAUCACAUGUCACAACAACAGCAGCAACAAUCAACGCAACCUCAACAGCAGCAGCAGCAGCAACAACAGCAUCGGGCUCCUCCAUCUUCAUUGAAUUUAACCAAUCAAUUUCAACCAGCCUCAGGACCCCUAAAGGUCAAUCAGCAAAAUUCACAAAAAUCCUCCCAGCAAUAUCAACAGCAGCAACAACAACAACAGCAGAAUCAACAACAACAACAGCAAGAGCAAAUCUAUGGCCAUCAUCAGCAUUCCCAACACAGCUCAGCUCAGCCAGUGUUCCAGCAGAUGCAUCACCAUGCCCUGCAACAUCGUUCCAAAUCCGAUUUACAAACACCUGGCAGCAGCAAUGAUCAAAGUCCAAUUUACAUUCAACAAAAUCAUCCUGGUCAUGUGGUCAAUCAGGCAGUGCAGACACAAAUCUCCACUGUAGCCAAGGCCACAACCAUUACAAAAACACCCAGCUCAGAAGAUUCCUCAUCGGCAUCGGCUAAAAGCCCCACACAUGCCCCAUUGGAUCGUAAGAAAUCCGCUGGCAGUUCCAAUUCUCAAGCUCAGGCUUUGAAAUCGCCCAUUACAAAGAGACCACCCAAUUCACCCGUUACCAUUUCCGGUUGGCUCUACAAACAGGGAUCCGAUGGCCUUAAGGUUUGGCGUAAACGUUGGUUUGUCCUGGCCGAAUAUUGUCUCUACUAUUACAAAAGCCCUGAAGAGGAAAAAGUUUUGGGUUCCAUUCUCCUACCUUCCUACAAGGUUUCCGCCUGCUUGCCAGAGGAUAAAAUCUAUCGCAAAUUUGCUUUCAAAUGUGAACAUCAAAAUAUGCGAACCUAUUGGCUGGCUGCAGAAAAUGCCGAGUCCAUGGUGCAAUGGGUUAGGGCUCUAAGUGCUGCCACAAUGAUGCAGGCUCAUGGCAGUGCUGGAGAUUCAUCGGAACAUCCUAGUGGCUCCUCGUCAGUCAAUCACAGUGGUGAAAAUUCAGAUUCGGGUAUUAACACCCUGCAAAGUAAAAUGUCCGGACAGGGACAAGUAACACCAGCCUCCGAUAAUGGUGGUGGUGUUACGGCAUCCAGCAGCAACAGCGGUGGAGGAGCUCAGCCCCUAUAUGCCAAUGCUCCACCCAAACCAAGACGCAUUACUGAUGGUGGUUAUUCCUCACCAUCUCCCGAACACUCUGUGGAUAAUGAACGUACACGAUCAAGUCAGCCACAAACUAACAAUGGACGUCGAAGUGGUAUUAUGUCACCUACAUUACAACAAAUGCAGCAACAUCAAUAUCAACAACAGCAACAACAACAGCAGCAGCAACGUUCCCAACAUCAUGCCAUUUAUGAUACACGAACGGGUAAUGUCUCAUCGACCAUACGCAUACCCCAGGCUCAGGCCAAUUAUAAUUUGGAUAACCUCGAUGCACAAUAUCAACAGCAAAUGACCUUGAGUCCAGAAGAAUAUCCUUCAUCCCCACUGGGCAGUCCAUCCCAAUAUAUGGAUGCCCAAAUGGAACAACAAAUAAUGCAGUUGCAACAACAACGCAUGGCAGUCGAUGACAUAUAUGGUGAACGUGAAUUAUAUAUGCAACGUUUAAUACAACAGCGUUAUCCUCCCAACAUGUCAGGUUAUGGUGCAGCGGAACGUCGAACUCCAGAUGCUUAUGGUCGUUCGAAAAAUCGUAUAUUUUCCGAUUAUGAAGAUAUUUAUAAUUUAACAGCAGCUGAGACGGCUGCUCAAGCAGCAUUGUUGCAAGAGGCUGCCAGUUAUCGGAGACCCCUGUCACCACCCAGCUAUGAGGAUAAUAAAUAUUUGCCCACAGUUCCAUCGCGUUAUACACCCAAUCAUUUGGAGCUCUCCGCUGUUGGUAGCAAUCUCAAUUUACGCUCAAGACCCACCGCCGGUCUUGUACGUCCACAUUCUGCUGAUUUCUUGGAGUACGAAGCACGCGCCGAAGCGGCUUCUGAUGCUGCUGCUGUAGCAGCCGCUACAGCCAUGAUUAAACCCGAUCCCGUACGUGCACCACGCCCUAAAUCAAGUUUAGACAUCAAUCGUACACCCGAUAGUUUUUACUAUUCCGAAGAGAAUUAUGCCGAGAAAAUGCGCAAAAGUGCUUUGUAUUUACAAAAUCCACAAGCUCAACCACAACCGGCGGCUGGUUCAUAUCGCAUGGCCACCGGCUCUACAGAUUUCCUUAGCCCCGUAGCCAGUGGCAUGAAUACCAUUGCCUAUGAGAAUCCCUAUGAGCGGAUCUAUAAACGUAACGAACUGUUGCAAGAUGCUUUAGGUAAUCAAGCAGGUCAUACUAGCAUACCACGUAUGAGUCGUUCACAAACAAUGGGCAAUGGGGCCCAGAUUCGUUCAUCCUCCACUCACCCACAUCAUCCACUAUCACCAACGGGCACAACAUAUCAGCAACAGCCACCACCGCUGCAUACGCCAUUACUUUCAUCCGGUCUCACAACACAAGAAAUUAUCCAACAAAAUGAACAGUUCCUACGUUCAGCUAGUGCUCGCUUACCUAAACGUUCAUCCACAUUUGAUGAUGAACCACUAUCUACGACCACAACCACUACAACACCCACUUCUCCUCCUCCUCCAUCCACAGGCACAACAGCAGCAACAACUCCGACUGCAGGUGGCGGCAAUGCUGCGGCAGCCGCCACCACCGCCCAUCUGGAGGGCGAACGUAAGCGAGAAGAGUCCAUGAAACGUUUGCUCGAGUGGAAGCAGCGUAUGUUACAAUCACCGCUAACACGUAAAUCAGCCCAGCGUUCCAGUUCAAAUUUAACUGCCAUGUCUAAAUUGGGUAGCAAUCCCAACAUCCUGUUAACGUCGACCACAGUGGCCAGUGGUGGUAUCCAUUUGGCGAAAGGUGGCAGUAACAGUAUGGCUGGUGGCAGUACAGCUGGUAUAAUACAACGUCGACGUUCGGAAAGUCAGGCCAUAAGUGGUACGAUAGCAGCAACGGCAGCUGGUUAUAAUUCCUAUUCUUCGGAUGAUGAAGCUGGAACAAUUACUAAAGCGCCGGCAGGAAGGUCUUCUCUACGUGCCGCCAGCACACCACCCAACAAUAGCAACAACAAAAAUUUCACUAGUAUCAUCACCCCAAAAACCACCAACAACAACACUACAGCUAUACGAAAAUCCCAAGUUUCGCCAUUAGCCGCCAUUGGUCUGUUGACUAGCGGUGGCCAUGGCGGCGGCGUUGGUCAAGAAACUUUGGAGCAAUACAACAACAAUAACACAGCUAGCAAUGACGACCAUGACAAGGCUAGGAUGGCAAAGCCAAAGAAAACCAUUACCAUAAAUGACAAGGCAUUAGAACAAGAAGAAAAAUAUCCGGCUAAUAGUUUAAGUAAUCCACUAGAUCCGCUGCCAGGCGGCACUUUAGGAAGUCAGGAAUUAUGUUCUAGUUUAGCAAAAACAAAUAGCCAACCCACAUCACCCCAGAUUUCAUCCUAUGUACCGGUCUACAAUACCAAAACAUUGACACCAUCAAAGCCCAGGACAUUAUCCACUACUGAAGAAGAAGAAGACACAACCUCGACCCAUGAAAACAAUUCCCCCGAAGAUUGUGAAAAAAUUAAAAAUGAAACAGAGGCUAUACAAGAUGCUGAGGCCACACCCAUCCUAAUGAAUUUGAAGCGGUUCAAGGAAAAGGAGGAACAACGUUUACAAUUCCAAUUGAAUUUAGAUAAAAUCGAAUCCGCCGACCUCGGUGAGGACUCGGAAACCCCAACCCAAGAAACAAAAUCAAUUGUUGAAGAAUGUGAAAGUAAAGAAGAAAUUUCGAAAACCAAAAACUUAAAUGAAGAAGGCGAGGAUGAUGACGAGGAAGAGGACACUGCCUGUGAAUAUACCGAUGAUGAUUUGGAUGAAGCCUUGGCCGAAGAGGCUGACGAUGAGGAAGGCACUAACUUGGAAACCUCCCAACUUAUGGACGAAGGGGAGGAAGAAAUUUCCCAGAUUUAUGAAAAUGAACCGAUCACCCCAUUAGAAUCCAAUCAACCCAAUUUGGAUGAAUCUCAUUAUUUACCCAUGACACCUAAAAAACUGGACACCGAUUCUGAAACUCCGGGAAAUGUUUCCUUGGUCUCAAUGUUGGAUGUAAGCAAUGAGGAAGAGAGGGAGGAAAAUCAUUAUGUGGAAAUGACCAAACAGUUACAAGAGGAUGAUUCUAAAUCGAAUUAUGAGAUUAUGUGCCUAAGGCAGUCCUCACCCAGUAGUACCACCACACCCGCUGGUAUUGGUGGGGCGAAACCUAAACAGCUAAAAACCUUAAAUGAACCACUCUAUAUGGAGUUGCAGGGUGGCAAACAACCGAGUACUCAAAAAUCACCAAAAGAAAACAAAAAAGAAGAUGACACCAUUCUGCCACCGCUAAAGACCUCAACCUUGAAAAAAUUAAAGAAAUCCACAGAUACCCUGAAAAAGAAAUCCAAAAAAUCCCAACAGGAACGGUCGCAUCAAAAACGUAAAGAUUUGCCCGAUAUUCUCAAGCCCUCACAAUCGUCGAUGGUUUUAAAUUCCGAUAGCUCAGAUGCCGACGAUGAAUCUUCCAAACAUAUGGAUUCAAAGAAAAUGAGAUCACGUUCCAGAUUUAGUCUAUCCGAUACGUUUAGACCAGCUUCGUAUUAUCUUGGAGCCUCCACACCACUCAACGAUUGCAUAGAAAGUUCAGACAGUGAGAUUGUAUCACCACCACCCAUACCCAAUUCACCACCACCAAUGGAAGAGCUCAAAACUGAAGAGAUUUUCUCUUCGGAAAAUUAUGAUACGGUAAAGCGACGUGAUAGCUCUUCGGGUAGUAAAUUUGAUAUAUCCUACGAACAGUUACCGCAGAAGAUUCAUGCCAGCAAUACUUCACUGAAUUUACCCAAAAAUGAGGCCACCCUUAAGAGUAGUCGCCUAUCGUUGCCUGAUCACUUCCGCAAAGUGAAAAAUCUCAAAUCACCUCAUUUGCAUUUACUCAAACAACAUGAACGUACCCUGUCCGAUUCGAAUUACAGCUUUCAGACGGAUAAUAGUUCCAAUACAUCAUCUGAUUUUGAUUUGUACAAUAAAUUGAAACAGAAUUCACCCUCGUUUAUUGCCACGCCCAUUCGAUACCAAUCGAAUUCGUCGUUGACACAAAACUCCAAAAGUUCCCUGUCGGGAACGGGCAAUAAUAGUGAAACGGACACUGUGGAACUAAGACACAGACAAGGUUCCGAUUCAGAGCUGGAUCGUCAACGUUCUCGACGACCCUUAUCCCAGGAAUCGAUAAGUGAAAUUGAAUCACUAAGUGAGAAAUUUGAAGAUGCCCUUGAUGCAGCCGAUUUAGAUUCGUAUUUGAAUAACUUACAAAAUAACGACAUCUACGUCUAUCACAAUACGAAGUUUGAAACACCUCCCAGUAAUUUGUUAACAGAUGCUGCCGCUGCCCAGGGUGCUGGAAUUUUAACAAAUCUGAUUAAACCCCCGAAAAUAUUCCGCAAUCAGGAAGAUGAACAUUUCUAUGGCAACAUUAAUUUUGUAUCCUCAACGGAUUCUUUGCAGAAAAUGGGAGCCUCAAGUAUGACACCCGUACGUUAUAUGACUCCCCUACAUAGUCGCAAUAACAGCAACAUUUCCGAAUCCUCGGCUCCAUAUUAUUAUUCCGAAUUGGCUAGCAGUCGGGAAUUGUUAAGUACACCCACAACGCUAAAUAAUCAACGCGAUAUCCAUGCCCAUGGUUCGAAUAUUGAACAUAUACACAAUCCCAUCGAUAGGCCACGUAACAUAAACGUAGAUCUCUUGGCCGAUAAAGAUCAGGCCAUAGAUAGUAAAAAUCUAUAUAAAAUGAAAACUAAUGUGGAGAAGCUUAGUUAUAGUUCGGGUAAAAAUUUAAAGACCGGUGAACCGUUUCAACAACUUGGCGGUGCAUGUGGGGCACAGACAUUCCAUAUACAACAAAUACAAAAUCCCGUUAUAAAAAUUAAUAACUAUCAGACGAGUAAUUUAAUUUAUCAACCCAAUAACACCAUUACACCUUCGGCAACAACAAAUUCCAAUACAAUUGGCGGCACAGCUGCGACUUCUCUAGCAGCAACCGCACAACCCAAUGUUAUGUUGGGCGCCACACCACAUCAUCACACCACGGUAACGGGUACUAAUUCGGGCAAAAUGGAUAAAAACAUAAAUUUACAAAUGCUAAAUAACAAUGCUUUGGGUCUGGCGGCAACAGGUUCAACGGCAGUUAUGACCUCCAUGAAACCUUCCAAUAAUAAUAAUUUGGAAAAAUCUACAGUUUUAGCUAAUCCCGUUAGUGGCGGUGAACUUCUGUGGGAGGAAGAUACAUUGUGGCGUGAAAGUUUACGUCGAGUAUCGCAGAGGCAUGCACGAUCUCUAGAUGAUCUGGAUCGUAUUGUAAUACAACCACGUGGUAAUAUAAUGCCAGUGGCAAAUCGUAAAACCCAUCGUCUAUCACGGGACGUUACCUAUGUCAACGACAAUUCAUUAAAUCGUGAACCAUUACCCACAACUAAUGAUCAUGAUGUUUAUGUACAGCUUAAUGAAAAUAUGCUGAAUGCCAAUGUUGGUGAUAUCACCGCCGAAAUGUAUGAAGUCCUGCGCGAGGAAACUUCGUCGAAUAUAUCAUCAACUAAAUCGACAGAAAUUGAUCGGGAGACAAUACGUCAAUGGGACUCGAUGUCAAGUGGUCUAAUGAAAAAUAAUAAUAACAAUGAUAAUGUGGUAGCCGCUGCAGCAACAACAACAACAAAUGUUGGCAGUAAUAUUAAGGCAAUCAUUCAACAAUUGAAUGCAACAUGUGAUAAUGAGGCUUCCAUAUCCGUGCGCAAUGUCAAAAAUUUACCCAUUGGAAAUUUGACGGUGAAACCAGAUCCAUCUGAUACACUGUUGCAUCGACAAAUGGACCUGUACGAUUAUGAACAAAUGCAACAAUUGGAAAAUUCCUAUUAUGGUACCACACAAGAUAUGAAGUAUGCGAAGACGACAAUGUUAAAUGAUCGCAGUUUGAGUGGUAUUGGUGGUGGUAGCAGUUAUGGUAUUGGCGGUGCCGGUGGUUAUCUUACAUCGACACCAUUACAUGCUAGUAAUAGUAACAUUGGUAUGGGCCUUGAUUAUUUGGGUAAUCUUGAUACAACGGCCGGCCAUAAUAUUUACGAUAUGCAUAAUCAAUAUCAGCAGCAGCUACAUCGCAUGUAUCAACAGCAACAGUUGCAACAGCAAAUGGCCUCGGCGGCAUAUCCAAUGCGUCGUUAUGGUAGUCGGGCGGAAAUUGAUAUUUUGGAACGUGAAACAAGUUCACAAAUUAGGAACCGUUUGCUAACCGCUGAAGGAUUAACUCGAGCCGAAAGCAUACAACGACUGGACUAUUUGAAACAGCAUCUACUUGACUUGGAGAGACAAUAUGAAAAGAGUAAACCAUUGGUUAACCUAGUCGAUAAUAUGGUUAAAUUGGGUUCCCUUUAUCGUAACGAUGCCUUGGGCAGAACUUCAACAACAGCAAUAACACCACGUACUGAUCCAGUGUCAUUGGAGCGUUUGGAAUUCAAUCAAAGGAUCCAAGAGAAACGUCUACUGCAAGAGGAACAACAACAAUGGGAUCGUUUGGAACCGGAUAAUAAUGAAUUGCAGUCCAAAGUUGCUCAACUCUAUCAUUUAGAUCAAUUACUGCAAGAAGAAUCUGGCACUCUGCAGAGUUUACAACGUGACAAAGAAGAUUUGGAGAGGGCUUUGGGUGGCAUUAAGGCUCGCAUUCAGGAUACCCGUGAAACACCCAUGGCCUUGGAAGCGGCCAAAAAGCAGCAGCAUUUAUUGGAACGUGAGCUAUCUCGUGUCCACCAAUUGUUGGCCGAGAACUCAAAGAAACUUGAAAUGACCGUUGCCGGUAAUACACGCCUUGAACAGGAACUUCUCAUACUAAGGCAAAAACUAACCCGUGGCAGUCAAGUGAAAAUAUCCGAUACCUAUGCCAGCAAUACAACAGCCAUGUUGGAGUCCGAAUUGAAACGUGUUCAGAAUCUAGUCGGUGAUAUGCAACGACAACGUCAGGAAUUGAGUCAGGCUGUUAAACAACUAACCGAAAAUUCCACGAAACUCUAUCAGGAAAUCGGCAAUAAAGAUUAUCUGAGAAAUGCCGAACCGGGAAGCGGUAGCAGCAGUUCGGGUGGCAAUGGUAGCAGCUCUGGCGGAGGUAGUAUAAAGAAACGUACCAAUUCAGGUUGCUGGUUCGAAACUGAUUUGGAUUCCAUGACUAGCGUCAAUCGCGGUCUUAGCGAUUCAAGCAUGAAUCUGUCGACACCAUUGUUUGUCGACACAAAUAAUUCCAGCGGUGGUCAUUUAUUGAAUAGUUCCUCGACCUCGAGCAAAUUGAGUGAUUACAAUACCGGUGAUAGUAUGCUAAAUGAUUCACAUCGUCGCGGAGGCUCAUCGAACGCCUCGUAUCGUUACAAUGAUUCUAGUGAUAAUUUAGAAACUAGUGGUGUGGAUAGUGAUGGCUUCUUAGAAUCGAAUCCCUUUGCCAAUUUGUCGCAACAGGAAAAACAAGAAAUUAAAACUGUACGCAUUGUUAAGCGCGAAUCGGAACGUAGACAUCGUGAUCGUAGUGAACGUUCGGGUCUUAGUAAUUCGACACAGAAUCUCGAUCAAGUCAUGGAAGAAGAACAGUAUGGCCUAAUGAACGGUAGCCUGGCUGCGGCUGCUGGUGGUAAUUAUCACAAUGAAGAAUAUAAAACAAACGAAAGAUCCAAAUCAUUGCCACGUACAUACAGCGAACCACCCAAAUCAUCCAGACAUCAUCAUCGUCAUAAGCAUGGCAGUACCAAUAGCCAUCAUAAUACUGCAUCUUAUGGUUAUGAUAAGAAUAGUAAUUAUUCGCAUCAAAAUCAUGCUGCAGCAUCAAGUAAUGGUCAUGGUUCAGCUUCAGCUCGCGAACAUUUAAAUCCUCUAGCUAAUGCCUAUUUUGCAAAACAAAUGCAACAGGGGGGUCAUUCUACUUCUACAACCAACACUAUCGCCACAUCUUCUUCCUCCUCUUCUUCUAAUAACCAUCAUUAUAGCACUUCUUCACACUCACGUCAUUCAUCUCAGAGUGCUUUGCGUCAGAAAACCGAAUCACAGCAAAGCCUCAAUAAAAGUCUUAGCGAUUUAACGCCAUCCUUCCAAAGUGAAGUGGCUAGACAAAUAAUGAAUGAAAUGUCUGCAGGCUCAGCAUCCGAGGAUACGGAGAAAAUUGUUGAAAAGGUGCCAUCACAGCAUAAGCAUCGACGUGCUGUGCCCAAGGAGAAGCGAAGACACUACACAGCACCGAAUAAUGUGGUAAAUGUUAAGUCAGCCGAGAAUGGUCAUUCCGAGAAUGAUAUGAAUAAAAAUAACACAAAUUGGCGUGCCCGUGAUGAUUUGGACAUGGAGGUGGCCUUGCGUCCUCGCAUUAAUGCUCCCGAUGUUGUACGCUCAGCCCUGCGUCAUGGUGAAAAAAUAUCGGAAAACACAAUUGAUAAUUUACUAUUGGCUCCCAAUAAGAUUGUUAUACCAGAACGUUAUAUUCCUGAAACGACGCCUGAAUUAUCACCCGAAGAGAAGAAACGUAGACAAGAAAAAGUGGAAUCGAUUAAGAAAAUGUUAUCGGAGGCACCAAUUGCAGCAAAUGAUACGGCAGCUAGUCUACCACCAAGUAAAAUAAACGAAGAAAAGAAGCAACGCGAACAUCUGCUGCAAAUGAAUCAAAUUUUGGCCCAACAAGUGAUGCAAAUGAGUAAAAUAGUGGCUGAAAAAGCGAUGUCUAAAACUGGCAAUGGCGAAAUGGAUGGCGAAGGCAAUAGUCACGAUUCUAUAUCACAACGUGGCAAUUCAGAUGAUGAUAAUGAUGAUGGUCGAAAAUCGGAAUCGCCAAGCGAACCACUGCCUAUAUAUCAGAAAUGAGAUAAUUUCUAUUCAUAAA
Molecule: messenger RNA, 10688 nt
Organism: Musca vetustissima
Lineage: Eukaryota; Metazoa; Arthropoda; Insecta; Diptera; Muscidae
Gene: kmr
Exons: 19
Coding region: 68-10669 (3533 amino acids)
Source: RefSeq, a predicted model, not a curated record